AUGCUCUCGUUCGUAGUAACAGCACUUAAUAUACUCUUUACAAUAGGAAAUUUAGCAUUUAUCGCCGCACACAAACAAUACUAUAUUGACGAAUGUGUUGAAAAAUUAUCACAGAAAUCGUAUACAUAUUACACCUAUUAUACCAGUUAUUCUUCUGAUUAUUAUAAAAUCGCUUGUAGUAACGCGUAUGUAAAAGUGUAUUAUCUUUUCAUAGGUUUGGGAAUCGUCUACAUUUCGUUAUCGAUUUAUUUCUCGAUGGUAAUUGCUGCGUAUGGACGAGCUAAACGCAAGGAAGAGCGUCCUGCAGAGCAGGCAUUAGAAGAGGCGCAGCCGACAUACGAAUUGGCAAUGUUACGGCAGACAGAGGCGCUGCCGACAUACGAAGUGGUGUCGCAGCAGACGUUAGAAAUGGAGAGUUUACAAGUAGACAAGAUUACAGCAGACGUUAGAAGAGGCAAUAGUCAGGGACAUCAAUGA
This is a messenger RNA of Ambispora gerdemannii, 477 nucleotides long. The record is from the annotation of a GenBank genome assembly. NCBI's taxonomy places the organism in Eukaryota, Fungi, Glomeromycota, Glomeromycetes, Archaeosporales, Ambisporaceae.